UGGAGGUGGCGACCCGCCCGGUGUGAAGGCCGCGUCCGCGGGCGUCUUUGCGAUGGCGGCGGCGAGAGAGGAGGGACUGGAUUUUAAUGGUGGAUUCCUUUUUCUGUUCGACCGCUCUGAUAGCAAAGCCCAGCGCCAUGGUGGCUAAGUCUGCCAGGAUGGUGUGCCACGGUGGCAAAACCACCCCCCAAAACCACCACAGGGGGUUAGUUAAACGGUUUAACAAAGAUUAAUGUACAUCUUAGACUGUUUUAAAGGCGCGAAUCGGAUCCUGGCGGCCCUCUCCCACCUCAGGCACUCUCAGCUGUCGGUGUGGUGGCGUGCUUCGGUUCGCUGACUUCGGCUCUUCUCUGCCCUUCUGCAUCGAGGUCUGCACCUCCUCGACUGGUCGCCGACCUCCUGUCAUCCUGCCUCGACCUCGGCCAUCGACCACAGAUUCAAGACAUGGAGGAUUACCCAGCCAUAGGUGUCACUUAUUUUGGGGAGUUUGAUGACAAUAAGAGCAGCUGUAGAAAGCUUCUAGAUAGGGCAUAAUCGAUAUCGCUGAUGCAGGAAGCCACAACCAGAUACCAUGGCUUCUGCAAGCCUUAUCACAUGCUGACAAGGUCUCUUCUUUUUACCAUUUUCUAUGUUUUUUCCCAGUCUAUAUUUGUUUCAAUAGAUCUUCAGAGUUAUGAAGAAACCGACAUAUGCAUACAUAAACCAUGAAAAGUACAUCGGUGAUCAGCUCUACCUCCCUGCUUCAUUAAACUUGUAGAGCUUACAUAACAUUUCAACAUGUUGCAGAACUGAAAAACAUGGUUCAUAGGAUGCUACUCCACCAUGCUGCACUUUUUUUUUUUUGCCCUUUCAGCUAUUUUCUUUCAUGCAUUAAUCUGCCAAUGGUGCCCUUAUAUUUGAUGCAAGCUCUUUCUAAUGAUUUUUAGAUCCUAACUGCCCCACCAAAAUAUAUAUUGUUGUCGAUUCGCCUUUUAGAUGUGCUGCCCAUAAUGUUCUUCACCACUGGUGGUGCUUACAGAGAUGCAACUUAAUCAGAAACCCAAACUGAGUUGCAUGUGAGGUAACAAAUAGAUUGUCUACACCACUUGGCAAAGCAAAAUACAAAUGAUCUUUAUUUCAGACCUGCCUUAAUAUAUUGCACGCUACAUCCAAGGGUGAGUUUCAUGUAUUUUGCUCUGCCAAGUGACAAGUUAUGUUUAGCUAUGGAAAAAAUAAGCUGAUUCAGUUAGUUUGUUUGUUCAUUUUGUCAGAGAAAUACUAGAUAAUGCCAUGGGACAAGUAGGCUCCAAAUCUUUUAGUACUUGAUUUAUAGUAUCUCAGUACUAAAUAACCAUCCACCUAACCAAAUAAAACUAGCUAUACACAUCAUGCCGAAUAGAAAUUAACUUACCACCAUGUAGUGCAUUUUUAGUCACUAAGCCUUUCCAUUUAGGCUCUGAAAACUGCUAUCACUUAGUAACAUUUCUUAGUUGGUUAUGCAUACUUUGUCAUGAAUCUCUAGUAAUUUUUCCCUUGCACAGAGAAAGCAAAAAUGCUUAACCACAAGAACCCACCUUUUUGUCUCCACCUGUUGGGGAAAACCCUUUUGUGUAUGUUCGCCCAUUGGUCAGUACUUGGCGUUUGCUUUAGAAGAGCCUGCUGCUGUUUUAGUCAACUACAUAUUUUGGUAUGGAGAGGGACCUGUAAUGCACAUGUCUCCUAGCAACAUGUUCAAGACAGAUGUGUAUUGGAGCAAAGUCUAAACAAGAAUGCAGUGCUCCAUCCACCGGCCCUUCAGCAUUCACAGAUUCACCUUUUAGUGGCAGAGGACCACAAACUUUGUGAGCAGGCCUGUAGGGGAACUCUGCUCCAGUAAACAGUUUUACUACGUGGAAGCACAAGUCCAGCUAGUCAUGCAAAACCCAAGGAAUCCACUUCUAUUGAGGUGUGUACGAUUUUCCUUUUUUCAGUCCCAGACACCGGGUAUCAAUUGAAGCAUUCCUUCGUAACUCUGGACAGACUGCCUCUUUUUUGAUGUUGUAACAAUUUUCAGCCUAUGGCCGAGUAAAUACCUUUCUCGGAUACUGCUUGAAACUUUGUAUUGAGUGGGAGGAAUUGUUACUGCCCAUUACAUGUUGAAAUCAUUCAAGGUCCUAAGCAGUGAGACUCGAGAUGAAGCUGAAGGUAUCCCUUACUGCUACUUAUUGCUGGAAGGGUAUACUUCUACAUGCCAUGUCAGUGCUUUGCCUGCAACAAUGCUGGCUCUGAGAUGAUUCAUGGCAUGUGAUUGUGAAACAGCAUUCACUCUUUACCGAAAGGGUAGUUGGAGCUGUUCACUCACCAAAAUAAAGGAAACGGCAUUCUGAGAGUGCUCUCACUGCAAGAAUCCCAAAAGCAAUGGCUCAAGAGAUCGCAUUGUACGUAGUGGGCUGGGUACAGAGGAAUCUAGUGGGAAUCCUGGAGCAAGUAUACUGGGAGAAUAGCAGGCAUGAGCUACGUCUCAGUGGAUCCUCCAUCAUUGGAAGAUGGAUCCUUGUAGCAUGUGCUGAGUGUGCAGCAGGAGUUAUUUGGGUCUGAUUGGUGCCAAGCAGGGUACUGCUCUCGUGUAGGGCAAAAAGGCCACAAUUUGCUUGCACCCACUGAGGAAGCUUGUUAGGUUCCCCAUUUUUUUUGUGCCCCACCCACAGCAGGUGGGCGUUGGUUUCCUGGGGAGGAAACUGGGUUUGUGUAAGUUGUAUUAUGUGCAUAUUGUAUGCAUAUCUUCUUAAUGCUAGCAACAAAGAAAAUGGUGUCUGGUUAUCAGUCAGUGGAGAAUACAAGAAGUUAGGUGAAUGACUGAAUGGUGAACCCAUUGUAUAUAUAUCGCUAUGUUGCUCAACAGAGCACACCACACCGGAAUUGCAUCAUUAGUUUCAGUCCUGCUUCACACCUGGCCCUGUUUUCCUUGACUUUUUAGCUGUGAUCAACCUAUAAGGUCAGCUAAAAAAAAUGCUUUCCUUGUCCUUGGAACUUAUCGGAUUACCACUCGUUAUAGUUCACCCAUGAGAAAAUUUUGCUUCUGCUUACUACCCUCAUUAAAAUUAGAAUUACAUAGUUCCUCCUAUGUUUUCAUGUUCUUUACAUCUCCAUUAGAGUCGAGACUCAUAGCUGGCUGUGCUGCAUAAAAGUAGGAGUAGGUGAGGUGGAAAGCAAAUUAGCAGUAGGUUAAGGUAGUAAGAUAAUGAGGACACCUCUCUUGAAUUUGAAACUUUAUCGAAAUAUUCGACCGUCCAUCAUUGCAUUAGAUUGUUUCAGUUCCGGUAAAAUUUUGGUUCAUUCGAGUAGAACAUGGGAUUUUGGCUGAGUGCAACAGCAAUUCUGGAAAUUCUUUGUUUGUUUGGAGUUGACAUUUUGAAUUGUUAGGCCCUACCAAGCAGAGAUGUUGGGAACACCACUAUUUUGUAGGGAUCUUCUGGAUGCAAAAUGAAAUUAGGUAUAGCACUUGGUCAGUCGGUUUGUAGGGGGUCAUUUGUCAGGUGCAGUGCCACGAUAGUGUGUUAUAACAUGAAUUGCUGACGGCUGGCAACUUAGGUCUAAUAAUUCCUUGAUGCUGUGUUGGAAACAAGACGGUCCAUGAACAAUCAUUGAAAAAGUUCAAGAAUGCUUAAAUUUCCGAUUUACUGGUGUCCCGAUUCAAAGAAUCGUCCUAAAAAAUGUUUUGGGCUAGUGAUUUUCAUGGUACCGGACACUGAUGUAGUUACAAUUGUGCCAGAUGCUGCCAGUUCUUGUUGUUCGUGGAUGCUUCUAGGAUACUGUUUCAGGCAAACAGUUCUGUGGAUACUUCUUGCUUAGCUUCAGGAAUAGAACACACAUUUCAUAACAUAGUAGCUUACAUAACUCUCUGAGAAUCAUUAGUAUUUAACUGCAUGAGAUCAUUGCUGGGGCAUUAGGUAUGGCAGGAUAAAUCAUGGCACACAAUGGUUGCAGUUGCUUUUGCUAAUAUAUUAACUUCUAUCCUUUUUAGGCAUCUUUGCUUUAGCAGGCUUAGCUCUUACAGUUUAAGCAUUAACUAUGUACUUAAUUCUUGCCAUGAAAAAAAAAGUAUAUUCUCAUGCUUAUUGAGAGCCUAUUACACCUCAUGUACAGUUCUGUGAUUAAACUAUAUCACUAGGGUCUGAUAUCCUAUGCAUGUUCUCUUUUGUGAGACCUUGACACACGUCUGCCUGAGUCACUAAGUGAUCCUCCAUGACUCACCUUUCUAUAUUAUUUUGGGAUGGGCGUACUUGAUCUGAAUCAAAAUGAGACUCUUACAUAGAGUAUAUAGGGCACACAACUAGCUUAGCUAGGCCAUGCAUUCAAAAGCUGUGCAUAGAACUCUAGAAGACAGGCACCUUCAGAACUUCCUCCUCUCUACUCGUAUUUCCCUACUGUCUUCUAACUCAUCAAACAACAAAGAGUCCCACUAGAUUGCCUCGGCACCGACCUCUUGAAAAGAACCAGGAUUCUUAUAAAUCAUCCGCAUCAGUCUUCACAGUGUCUUCUGGAGAUGCACACAACAUAUCUCCCCCAUCCUUCUCUCUCGCCCAUGCCUUCAUAAAAAGCAAAGUUGGGUGGUUAUUUGUAUCACCAUGAAGUUUGAAGCCAACACAUCCAUUUCUUGCUAGUAAGAUCAAGAAAAAACCCAUCGAAGCCUACUUCCUACCUAAAUCUUCAUGGAUCCUUGGAGUGAAAGUGAGGGCAAGAGAGCCCAUGAUCCUAUCUUCAAAUGUUUCAGCCAAAACCACCACUUCAAGGAAAUGAGCACAGAUGCUGCUGUUGCUCUCUCUGAGAGAUGUCCAUGCAUCUGGGUUUCAGGUCCAAUUAUCGUUGGUGCAGGACCAUCAGGGCUUGCUGUUGCUGCAUGUCUCAAGGAGAAGGGGAUCAGCAGCCUUAUUCUUGAGCGCUCCAGCUGCAUAGCUUCCCUCUGGCAGCUCAAGACGUAUGAUCGUCUCAGCCUUCAUCUUCCUCGGAAAUUUUGUGAGCUUCCUCUGUUGCCUUUCCCUGCCAACUACCCGAUAUAUCCCUCAAAGCAGCAGUUUGUAGCCUACCUGGAGAGCUAUGCUGCAAGAUUUGGCAUAAGUCCCACGUACAAUCGCACAGUGGUGUGCGCAGAGUACGAUGAACAGCUUCUGCUAUGGCGUGUGAGGACGCAGACUUCUGGCACAACGGGACAGGAGGUGGAGUAUUUAUCCCGGUGGCUUAUUGUGGCAACUGGUGAGAAUGCUGAGGCUGUGCAGCCAGAUAUUGGUGGUCUACAAGAGUUCCCGGGAACAAUCAUGCACACCAGUGCAUAUAAAAGCGGCAGUGCAUUCACUGGGAAGCGUGUUCUUGUUGUCGGGUGUGGAAACUCUGGGAUGGAGGUGUGCCUAGACCUCUGCAACCACAAUGCAGAGCCCCAUAUUGUAGUAAGAGAUGCUGUACACAUCUUGCCCAGGGAGAUGCUUGGUCACUCCACCUUUGGUCUGUCAAUGUGGCUGCUCAAGUGGCUCCCAGUCCACGUUGUGGACCGUGUUCUACUGUGCAUAGCCUGGGCCAUGCUUGGGGAUACUGCUCAGCUCGGGCUAAAGCGGCCGGCCUUUGGUCCUCUUGAGCUCAAGUCACUGUCAGGGAAGACCCCAGUUCUUGACGUCGGCACAUUUGCAAAGAUUAAGUCUGGUGAUAUCAAGGUACGACCUGCCGUAAGACAGAUAUCAGGAAGAGUGGUAGAAUUUGCGGAUGGUGGGUUGGCGGAGUUUGAUGCCAUUGUGCUUGCGACUGGCUACAAGAGCAACGUUCCCUUCUGGUUGAAGGACCGAGAGUUAUUUUCUGAAAAAGAUGGCUUGCCAAGAAAAGCAUUUCCAAACGGGUGGAAGGGUGAGAACGGCCUGUACUCGGUUGGAUUCACCCGGCGUGGACUGAUGGGGACCUCGGUCGAAGCCAGGAGCAUUGCCCACGACAUCGAGCAGCAAUGGAAGGCCAAAGGGACGCAUCCGGAUGCUGGAUGAUUCCUCUAGCUCUCGUCACUGUUGUUGUUUACCAUGAUGACGGGAGCCGUGUCUGUCAUCUCGCUGAGAAGCUUGUGAAUAGACUAGUGGUAGGUUUACGAUAUUUGCCGACUUGGGUGGUGGGCUGCUGUGAGUUGCCAAAGGGUGUAUGCAUUCUGCUGCUCUGUUGCUUUGCUUGUGUAGUGCUUGUACGUAUAGGGUAUUGUACUGUCAAUUUUUGCGUUUGUUGGUUUUGAUGAUGACUAACCAUCCUAUAGGGCAUAGGCAUCCUCGAGGGGUUGAAUACUGAGGUGCCCAUGUUCUUCAGAAGUCGGCCUUAGUUGACUUGGCCUCUACUGAUAAUGAAUGAAUCUUGCCUGGUUUUGUGUACGGUUC
Sorghum bicolor (sorghum) is the source of this 6356-nucleotide messenger RNA. Its product is annotated as indole-3-pyruvate monooxygenase YUCCA2. The transcript has 10 exons. Gene Ontology annotation, biological process: auxin biosynthetic process. The record is from RefSeq and is a predicted model, not a curated record. The coding region runs from base 4671 to 5981 and encodes 436 amino acids. Lineage: Eukaryota; Viridiplantae; Streptophyta; Magnoliopsida; Poales; Poaceae. Gene Ontology annotation, molecular function: flavin adenine dinucleotide binding; N,N-dimethylaniline monooxygenase activity; NADP binding.